AUGAUUCCUGCAAGGCUUUUUGACGAACAGUCUAGAUUAAAGAUAAUCGAUUGUCUUACAGUGAAAAAUAUACUGAUUAAAGGCGAUUGGUUUCGUGAUGCAAAAGAUGCCUUUAUUAGUGGAUAUCUCAAAGGCAGUCCAGUUGAUCUUCAAGUGGCAGUCAAUUUAGUCGAUUUUGGUAUUGAUAUUCAAGAAUAUAAACUUUCAUUGAAUCCAAAUCGAAACAACAAACAUCUGAUCGAUGGAAAGACGACCAAUCAAUCUUAUUUGUUUAGUGAUGUGUUACAAAAACACAUAAACGAUGACGAGUGGUUUAAAGAGAAUAUUGAAAUCAGUGAACGAUUUGUUUACACCGCGAGCGAAUUAGUUCAAACCACAUCCAAUUAUCAGGUUGAUCAAUUUCAGCAACAACAAAAACAAAAACUCGAACGAUCAUUAACAAACAAACGCAAAAGGGUUGAAGAAUUACAAGAUGAAACUAUGAAUAUAUGUGGAACAGAUAUGCCAAUGAAACGAAAACGAAAACCAAAAGUUCGUGAGGAUUAG
Messenger RNA from Adineta ricciae, 546 nucleotides. NCBI's taxonomy places the organism in Eukaryota, Metazoa, Rotifera, Eurotatoria, Adinetida, Adinetidae. The record is from the annotation of a GenBank genome assembly.